Pocillopora meandrina is the source of this 12883-nucleotide messenger RNA. The record is from the annotation of a GenBank genome assembly. Lineage: Eukaryota; Metazoa; Cnidaria; Anthozoa; Scleractinia; Pocilloporidae.
AUGUUUGCUCCCGAAAAUGAGCUAGUCCCCGAAAAUGGACUUAAAAUGAUUUCUCAAACAGAAAGAGGGGCAUUCAACCAUCUCACAGCAAAUGUGCCCCCGAAAAUGGGCUUGUUUAAGCUGCUAAAAGAAAAGUAGUAAGUAGAGAAAAAUUUUGCCCCAAAAAAGGGGCCCAAAAAGCCUGAAAUAAAAUGUGUUAGUAGCACCUAACUUCCUUCUGGAAAAGAAAAUUUUGUGUUAGUGAUGUUCUGUUAAUUGUAAUUUGUAGCUAAUCUAUUAGGAGAAUGACACAAACACAGAUUUUUGUGAUUUUAUUUUUUUGAAAAGAUUACAUUAAUCCUUAGAUAAAUUAUAAUAAUUGAGGGUGGGAUGCGCUUUCCUAAAUGAAAAAUUUAGCAUCUGCAGAAACCUCAAGUGUUCUUGUGUCAGUAAAUGUUGACAUCCCGAUAAGAACACUCAUGGUGCCCCAGAUGGUCUAGAAGGGUGGCUAGCUAACGAGUCAAGGUCGUUACCAAGCCAUUAUAAAAUAAAUUGGAUGCCAUUUGGUGUUGAAAUCAAAAGCCGAAGUGAUAGCCGAAGUGAUAGCCGAAGUGAAUUUUCGAGCCGAAAGCCGAACUUGGAGAAGAAAAUAAAACCCACCCACCUGGUGACAUCUCGGAGACCUUGCCCUACCUUUAUAAGGGUUGGUUGCUGUACACAUCAGGCUGGGAUGUUGAGUGAAGAGUUGAUUUUGCCAAAUUUGGUGACAGCUUGUAAGCUGACUUGUCAAACGAAUUGGCUUAAUGUAUGGUUCAAAAGCUGAUUUUGAUUCAGGGCCAUUUCUUGAAACUAUAUUACGAUGUCUCCUUUCCAUUGUGACUCCUUUUUCUGCUCUCAGAUGUUAAUUGAUGUAUCAUAUUUUUGACAUUCAUUGGCCCAUAAUUUGGAGUGACAGCUGCUAUGCUGUCAAAAUAUAGCUGAUAAUUAGCCUAGUUUAUUUUCUUUGUGACCUAAGCUGGUGUGUGCAGUUACUAUUUCCCACUAAAUGAAGCCUCAACAAGCGGCUUCAACUGGAGUUAAACUGUUAAACAUGAUAGAAGUAGCAAAUGAGCACACUUCCCAGUUGAAUGGCUUAACUUCUCCAGUUAAAUGACCUAAUUAAUGUCUGGUUGAACCUUUGACCAAAAUGGUUUGCCGCAGUAAUAUUUUGGUUAAAUUUGGUAAGAAAUGCUUCACUAGAUUGCAGUUCAUGAAAGUGCUGCUAUCAGGUGAAACAUUAUGAAAUUGUUUUUUUUUUAGGCGCAACUAAGCAGGGAGCUCCAGCAUGGAGGAAUUGGUGUUGGUUUCCAUGGUUGAAGAGCCAUUGUAGUCUUGAAGGAUGUGUGCAGUUGAUCCAGUCUUGAUGUAGAAUCAAAGCUGAAGUUCCGAAAGAAAAAACCUUAAGCCGAAACCUAACCAAAGCCGAAAAUACCUGAAAAGGAACCCAAUUAAAAUUAAGGGUUGGAAAAAAGGGAGGCCCAGCCAAUCCCAGGGGACCCAACUAACUAAACUAACUACAUUAAAUUAAGCCGAAUGAGAAGUUCACAGACUUCUGUCGGAAAUUUGAAAUAAGGUUCAAUCAGCGUACUAUGUAGUAGUCCCUCUUGCCCAACCUACAAGGAAUUGUCUGACCUGUUGUGUUUGUCUUCCAUCAGAGUCUUCUUACUGACUCGUUCCCAGGUGAUCAUCAGAGUAAAUACAUGUAAUAAGAUGUAGCAGACAUUGGAAAGGAGUGAAGAGAAACUUGACAUGUGGUCUCAUCUUCCCAAACAGUCCAACUCCCCACAUCUUCAUGUUUUCCUCAUCAGAAUCAAACUGGGAGGAGUCAGUCUUGACUUGUGAUGUGUAAGUUGGGAAGCAGUUGGAGAAGGAAGGUGACUGGACUGGAGGAACUGGAAGUGGACCAUUUCCUGAGGACUAAGACAGGUAUGGUAAUUAACAGAUGUCAAUGCCAGGUGAAAAUUGAUAUAUUUUAUGACAUAGAAAACUUUAGUACAGUUGUUUUUUGAUUGCAAGAAUUUUUUUCAAACUUCAGCAAUGGAAGGGUGAGCUGCAGAGACAGUUUCAUGAUAAUUAAUUUGACCAACAGGACAAAAAAUUGUCACUCAGGAAUGUGUUUCCUAUGAGUAAAGGUCAUUCUGAAAACUGUACGAAUUUUGGGAAUUUGAAAACUUUUAAAAUUGUUGUUAAGAAUUCCUCAAGAAAUACUUUCAUUGGUGCACAAAUGGAAAUUUCACUGGAGUGUUCAAAACACUUUGUUGCAUGUACAGAGGCUGUCAAUUCACAUAAGAGGUUGUUGGAAUGCUGUAGUCAUCUACCCACCUAAGUCUGCUUGCCCAGUGUGGUUUCCAUGUGGCUGACAUAAUUAGAACCAUCCAAACAAAAAGAAAAUAAAAAACAACAAAACACAACAAGCAACAGAAAGCAAUGUGGAUUUGGAUGGAAGGAUGUGAUUGGUAGAUAAAGAAAGAGUGAGCACUUUGCUCAUAAGAUUGUGGGGAUCAGUGACUCAUACUCUCAUACAAGAUUCAGGUGAUGUGGCUAUGCAUGCAAAUACAUGUAGGUAUUAUAUGUCUCUUUGGCUCAUAUGGAUGAAACAUGGAAGCACUUUGUAAUAAGUGCUUUGAGAGAGAACAUUUUGGGAUGUAAAGUAGGUUUUGGAACCUUUACCAGGUCAAAUGCUGAGAAAGAGAAUGAUAGGAAACUGUGUUGCAGUUCUUAUGCUGAGAUCCAUAAUCGUAGAAGUGUCCUUUGAAAUUGUUUUAGGCCUUGUUAUGAAGAUCAAGCCAUAAUCAUAGAAGUGUCCUUUGAAAUUGUUUUAGGCCUUGUUAUAAAGAUCAAGCCCAAGAAACAAGUAAAAUUGUUGUCCACUUUGUGGAUAAGCAUUGUGGAUCAGGAUGAAAGCACAUGACUUGGAUUAAAAGAGAGAGCACUCUGCUAGCAAGAGAGUGGGGUUCAGUGACUCACUAUUAAACCAGACGCAGAUAUGCAUGGCUAUGUUUACAAAUUUCUAUUACAUGUCUCUUUGGCUCAGAGGGAUGAGACAUGGCAGCACCUAAAAAGAGGAGUGCUUGGAAUGUAAGGUAGGUUUAGAACUUGGUGAAGGCCUUUGUGAUGGUUGCUCAAGUUGGUAGUGGAGCUCUUGUCCACUUUGUGGAAAAUUAAAACAGCUCAAAAUGAAGUAUUUUGUUUACUGAGAAUGAGUUUAACCUCAUGAUCAAUUAGAGAGUGUUAAUGUGACAGUGUGGAACAUCAAUGUAAGGGAAAACUUUGCUUGAUGUAAUACCUGUGAUUGGCUUUAGCUGAUUGAUAUUCAGUGUUGAACAAUCACAUUGUUGUAUUGUAACCUUUCAUUUGGUUGUUGGGGAUAAAAGCUGAAGACAGGAUGUUGAGGAAGUCUGAUGGCUGUGUACUGAUUCCCAAGAACUUGUUCUUUUUUGUUUUUGUCUUUAAAUUCUCUACUAAAGGCUAAGUGGUGAAGAAUAUACUUAUAAGUGCUUGCUUCUGAGCCUCAGUCUGUUGUUCCUUUGUUAAGAACUCAUUUGAAGAACUAUAAAAAUAUCCAAGGUACUGGUUAAUGAAUCUGUAAACAUCUCAAGGCCUGAUCUCAGACAAAGUCUUUGUUUCUUGAUUCAGAGCUUAACUGGAUUAUCUUAUUCCUUUCAAAGGCCUCAGUUGUGUGGAAAAUACAUGUGCAUGCUAUGGAUGCUUGAGUGGAUUUUUUUUAUGGGACUGAUGUCUGCGAGUGUUGGCUCACUGUACUUAAGUUGGAAGCUCAUUUCUCUAUUUGCAUUAAGCUCUGUCAUCAGUUGCUCCCUUGAAAGUAAGCUACACAUAAUUAUGAGAACAUAAGAGAGAGCUCUUAAGCAAUUGAAUUUUAUUCUAUACUGGCAAAUAUAUAGGAGGCGGAAGUAAAGAUGGGAAUGCCAGAGAUGACAUAAACAUUAGGACACAAGGAUAGAGUUCAUCAUGGUGAAACUCAAGCAGACCAUGUUAGCAGUUACUAAGGGAGAUAACCUCAGACUCUGGAAACCUUGUCAGGGAAAGAGUUGCAGUUAGGAACAUAGGAGGAGCUACAUUGCAGGAAGUUCCAUAAUAUUUAAAUGUUGUUCCUUUUUGUAGGAGCCAAAUGAAACCACUGGGAACUCCAGUUACUUAGGGAGAUAACCUCAGACUCUGGAAACCUUGUUAGGGAAAGAGUUGCAGGUAGGAACAUAGGAAGAGCUACAUUGCAGGAAGUUCCAUAAUAUUCAAGUGUUGUUCCCUUUUGUAGAAGCCAAAUGAAACCACUGGAAACUCCAGGUUUUGCUUCGUAGCUUCAAGUCUUGUCUUCUCUAGGAAGUGAAGUUCAGGUCAACAUAAUCUAGUUCUUGCUUCUUAUCUUUUAAGUCUUGUCUGUCUUCCAAAGGAGUUGAAGAGAAAGACUAAAAUAUUCCAAGCUUUGCCCCUUAACUUCAAAUUUCCUCUGCCUUCUAGUGGAGCUGAAGUGAAGGACUAAACAUUCCAUUGAUUGCCUUGUAGCUUCAAGAGUUUUCUUCUUUAGGAGCUGAAAGGAAGGACUAAAUAUUCCUGUUUUUUUCCUCUUUGCUUCAAGUCUUAUUGUCUUUGUUACAAGCUGAAGUAAAGGUCUGAAUAUUCCAUAACUUGUCUGGUAGCUUCAAUUCUUGUUGUCUUCAAUAGAAAAUGAACUAAAGUAUGAAAUAGUCCAGUUCAUGUCUCUUAGCUUCAAUUUUUGAUGUCUUCUAUAGGAGCUGAAGUGAAGAACUUUGUCUCUUAACUUCAAGCAUUGUUGUCUUCCUUAGGAGCUGAAAUGAAGGUCUAAAUUUUUCCAGUUCUUGUCUCUUAGCUUCAAGUUUUGUUGUGUUCAUUAGGAGGUGAAGUGAAAGACUAAAUAUUCCAGUUUUUGCCUCUUAGCUUCAAGCAUUGUUGUCUUCUUUAGAAGCUCAAAUGAGGAACUGAAGAUUUCACUUCUUGUCUCUUAGCCUCAAGUUGUGUUUCAAUAAGAGCUGAAGGGAAGGACUGCAUUUUCCAGUUUUCUCUCAACUUCAAGUAUUGUUGUCUCCUAUAAUGGCUGACGUAAUUUUUCCAGUUCAUGCCUUGUAGCUUCAAGUGUUGCUGUCUUCUAUAGAAGCUGAAACAAGAGACAAAAGAUUCCACUUUGCUACACAGACAAGGACAUAAGAGAGAGCUCUUAAGCAAUGGAGUUGAAUUCCACACUGGCAAAGAUAUAGAAAGCUGAACUAAAUAAAGAACAUGAAGAUAGAGUCUAUCACAGUGAAACUCUAGCAGACCAUAGUUACAGUUAUCAAGGGAGAUAACCUCAGAUUCUUGGUAGGGAGAGAGUUGCAGGUAGGGAUAUAAGAGGAAGAGCUAGAUCCCAGGAAGUUCCAUAAAUUACUCUUGUAAUACUUUGGUGUCGUUCCCUCAGGUAGGAACCAAAUACAACAACUGGUAGAUUGAAGUUUUGCUGCUUAGCUUCAAGUCUUGUCUUUCAUCUAAAGGAGCUGAAGGUAGAGACUAAAUAUUCCAAGCUUUGCCUCUUAGCUUCAAAUCUGCUCUGUCUUCUAUUGGAGCUGAAGCAAAAUGCUAAACAUUCCAAUGAUUACUUAAUAGCUUCAAGAGUUUUCUUCUUUGGGAGCUGAUGGGAAAAACCAAAUAUUCCUGUUCCUCCUCUUUGCUCUAAGUCUUGUUUUCUUUGUUACAAGCUGAAAUAAAGGACUAAAUAUUCCAUUUCUUGCCUGGAAGCUUCAGUCUUGUUGUCUUCUUUAAAAAAUGAAGUAAAGGAGUAAAGAUUCCAAUUCUUGCCCUUCUGUUCUAGGUGCUGAAAGAAAGGAUUAUAUAUUGCAAGUCUUGCCUUGAAUAAUUAUUCCAGUUCUGGCUUCUUUGCUUUAAGCUUUGUUGUCUUCCAUAGGAGCUAAAAGAAAAGACUAAAGAUUCCAGUUCUUGCCGUGUAACCGCAAGUCUUGUUUGUCUUCAAUAGGAUAUGUUGUAAAGAACUCAAUAUUCUGGUUCUUGUCUUUCGACUUCAAAUAUUAUUAUAUUCUCUAGGAGCUGAAGUAAAGGACUAAAUAUUCCAGUUCUUGUCUCUUAGCUUCAAUUUUUGAUGUCUUCUAUAGGAGCUGAAGAUUCCAGUUCUUGUCUUUUAGCCUCGAUCUUAUUUGUCUUCUACAGGGCUGAAGUGAAGGACUUAAUAUUCCAAUUGUUGCCUCUUAGCUUCAAUUUUGUUUUUUUCUAUAGGAGCUGAAGUAAAGGACUAAAUAUUUCAAUUUCUGCCUCUUGGCUUCAGUUUUUGUUGUCUUCUAAAGAAUCUGAAAUAUAUUAAAGGACUAAAUGAAAUAAGGGACUGAAGAUUCCACUUCUUAAGUAUCUCUCGGCCUCAGGUUUUGUUUGUCUUCUCUAGGGCUGAAGUGAAGGACCUAAUAUUCCAGUUUUAGUUGUUUUGUUGUCUUCUAAAGCUGAAGUAAAGGACUAAAUAUUCCAGUUUCUGCCUCUUAGUUGCAUAUAUUAAAAGGACUAAAUGAAAUAAGGGACUGAAGAUUCCACUUCUUAAGUAUCUCUCAGCCUCAGGUUUUGUUUGUCUUCUCUAGAGCUGAAGUGAAGGACCUAAUAUUCCAGUUUCAGCUUCUUAGCUUCAAUUUUUGUUGUCUUCUAUAGGAGCUGAAGUAAAGGACUAAAUAUUCCAUUUUCUGCCUCUUAGUUUCAAGCAUUGUUGUCUUCUAUAGAAGUGGAAAUAAGGGACUGAAGAUUCCACUUCUUAAUUGUCUCUCAGCCCCAAGUUUUGUUUUUGUCUUCUCUAGGGCUGAAGUGAAGGACUUAAUAUUCCAGUUUCUGCCUCUUAGCUUCAAUUUUUGUUGUCUUCUUUAGGAGCUGAAGUAAAGGACUAAAUAUUCCUGUUUCUACCUCUUAGCUUCAAGCAUUGUUGUCUUCUAUAGGAGCUGAAAUGACUUCCACUUCUUGUCUCUUAGCCUCAAGUUUGGUUUGUCUUCUCUAGGGCUGAAGUGAAGGACUUGAUAUUCCAGUUUCUGUCUCUUAGCUUCAAUUUGUGUUGUUUUUUAAAGGAGCUGAAGUGAAAGACUAAAUAUUCGUUUCUCUUCCUAGUGUCAAGCAUUGUUGUCUUCCAUCGAGGCUGAAGUGAGGGACUUCUUGUCUCUUAGAUUCCAGUUUGGUUUGUCUCUCUAGGGCUCAAGUUUGGUUUGUAUUCUUUCUGUCUCUUAGCUUCAAUUUGUGUUGUUUUUUAAAGGAGCUGAAGUGAAGGACUAAAUAUUCGUUUCUCUUCCUAGUGUCAAGCAUUGUUGUCUUCCAUCCAGGCUGAAGUGAGGGACUGAAGAUUCCACUUCUUGUCUCUUAGCCUCAAGUUUGGUUUGUCUUCUCCAGGGGCUGAAGUGAAGGACUAAAUAACCCAGUUCUUGCUUCUUGGCUUUAAGUUUUGUUGCUGGAGUGAAGGACAAGGUGGAGGGUGGUGAUACAUGACUGACUUCACUUACUUGCAUUUGAUCCAGAUAACUGACUUGGUGUUUUUGUAGGUGCAGUAGCUGGCUUGAUGUGGGUAGUGAACAGCUGUUCUGUUGUAUCCAAGUUAACGAUUUUCUUUCCAGCUGGAAGUGCCUAGUAGGAUUUAAACUACACAAGGGUUAAGUAACAGAUUUCCUACAGCAGCUUUCCAAAUGCACUUGACCUUUUUGCAGAUGAUGGGCCCUAUUAUAUAAUUUGUUUUGUCCAAAAGAUAAAUGAUGGAGUCUCUGUUGAUGACUCAGUCACUGAAUUUGCUUUAGUGGCUUUAUGCCCCCAAAAAAGCUUGAAAUUUGGCUUUAUUGUAGAUAGAAUUUAUACUUCAGCAAUGUGUUCUGAAAAACUUGCUUUUUGUUCUAUGUCAAUUCACUUUUUACUCAAUUCACCCCUAUAGGGGGUGGAACGGUUUAAAAUCUGAAAUUUCUGUGAGCUGGUAAAAUUGUUAAAAUUUUUAUAAAUUUAUACUUUUGAUGUGUUUUACCUUAUUUUUCCACAGCCUUGUCGGUGUUGAUGAUCUCACUGAAGAGAUGACCUGAAAAGCCAAGUAUGUACGUUGUUAUGUUUACACACAAAGCGAACUUACCAGAUGAGCUUGAGAUGAAAAGGGUUCUUUUCUUUGCAUCUUUUUACUGGUCCAUGUGAUCAUGAGCUACAUCAUCUUUCCUGGAAUAUGUAAAGGUUAGUAUUUUCAUUUUUAUGAAAGUUGAAAUGUUUGCUCCCGAAAAUAAGCUAGUCCCCGAAAAUGGGCUUGUCCCCGAAAAUGGACUUGUCCCCGAAAAUGGACUUGUCCCCGAAAAUGGACUUGUCCCCGAAAAUGGACUUGUCCCCGAAAAUGGACUUGUCCCCGAAAAUGGACUUGAAAUGGUUUCUCAAUGGAAGGAAGGCGCCUUCAACCACCUCAUAGCGAAUGUGCCCCCGAAAAUAGGCUUGUUUCAGUUUCUGAAAUAAGAGUUGUAUGUAGUCCUGAAAUGUAGAUAUUUAUUUAGUAUAGUAUUUUUGCUUAAUGUUUAACUGAACAUUGAGAAAAUGACACAGACACACAGAAGUUUGUGGUUUUAUUGUUUUCGAAAGAUGCAAUUGACAUGCUUAGUGCUUGUAGGUGUAAUCAGUGUUAUUAGUCUUAAUGCAACUUUGCCCCCGAAAAUGGGCCUAAAAAAUCCUGAAAUAAAUGAUGUUAGUAGCACCUACCUUCCUUCUGAAAAAAAAUCUGGGGUUAAUAAUGUUAUAUUAAUAAAAUUUGAAGCGUAUUUGACAUUUAGGAAAAUAACACAAACACACAGAAUUUUGCGAUUUUAUUGUUUUUCUUCUUAAUAUUACAUGAAUCCUUAGUUAAUGAUAAGGGUGGGAUGCGCUUUCCUAAAUGAAAAAUUUAGCAUCUGUAGAAACCUCAAGUGUUUCUGUGUCAGUAAAUGUUGACACCCCGAUUAGAACACUCGUGGUGCCCCAGAUGAUGUGAGAGGGUGGCUAGCUAACGAGUCAAGGUCGUUACCAAGCCUUUAUACAAUAAAUUGGAUGCCACUUGGUGUUGAAAUCGAAAGCCGGAUUAAUAGCCGAAGUGAAUUUCAAGCCGAAAGCCGAACUCGGAAAAGAAAAUAAAACCCACCCACCUGGUGACGUCUCGGAGACCUUGCCCUACCUUUAUAAGGGUUGGUUGCUGUACACAUCAGGCUGGGAUGUUGAGUGAAGAAUUGAUUUUGCAAAAUUUGGUGACAGCUUGAAAGCUGACUUGUCAAAAGAAUUUGCUUAAUGUAUGUUUUAAAAGCAAGUAUUGAUUCUGGGCCAUUUCUUGAAACUCUCUCUUCUCUUCCUUGUGUUUCCUUGUUUGCUCCAUAAUGUUAAUUGAUGUGUCAUAUUUUUGACAUUCAUUGGCCCGUAAUUUGGAGGGACAGCUGUUUUGCUGUCAUAAUACAGCUGAUAAUUAGCCUAGUUUAUUUUCUUUGUGACCUAAGCUGAUGUGUGCAGUUACUAUUUCCCACUAAAUGAAGCCUCAACAAGCGGCUUCAACUGGAGUUAAACCGUUAAACAUGAUAGAAGUAGCAAAUGAGCACACUUCCCAGUUGAAUGACUUAACUUCUCCAGUUAAAUGACCUAAUUAAUAUCUGGUUGAACCUUUGGCCAAAAUGGUUUGCCGCAAUAAUAUUUUGGUUAAAUUUGGUAAGAAAUGCUUCACUAGAUUGCAGUUCAUGGAAGUGCUGCUAUCAGGUGAAACAUUAUAAAAUUGUUUUUUUUAGGCGCGACUAAGCAGGGAGAUCCAGCGCGGAAGAGUCGAUGUCGGUGUCCAUCGGUAAAGGGCCAUUGUAGUCCUGAAGGAUGUGUGUAGUGGAUCCAGUUUUGACGUAGAAUCAAGGCCGAAGUUGCCGUAAGAAAAAACCUUAAGCCGAAACCUAACCUAAGCCGAAAAUACCUGAAAAGGAACCCAAUUAAAAUUAAGGGUUGGAAAAAAGGGAGGCCCAGCCAAUCCCAGGGGACCCAACUAACUACACUAACUACGUUAAAUUAUGCCGAAUGAGAAGUUCACAGACUUCUGUCGGAAAUUUGAAAUAAGGUUCAACCAGCGUACUAUGUAGUAGUCCCUCUUGCCCAACCUACAAGGAAUUGUCUGACCUGUUGUGUUUGUCUUCCAUCAGAGUCUUCUUACUGACUCGUUCCCAGAUGAUCAUCAGAGUAAAUACAUGCAAUAAGAUGCAGCAGACAUUGGAAAGGAGUGAAGAGAAACUUGAUUUGCAGUCUCAUCUUCCCAAACAGUCCAACUCCCCACAUCUUCAUGUUUUCCUCAUCAGAAUCAAACUGGGAGGAGUCAGCCUUGACUUGUGGAGUGUAAGUUGAGAAGCAGUUGAAGUAGAAAGGUGAGUGGACAAGACUGCUGGUACUGGAAGUUCCACAAAACCUACAGGGAAUUUUCUGACCUGUUGUGACCUGUAUCGUGUCUUUAAGACUGAAGCUUAACCACCAGAGUUAGUGAAUAGACUGGACUGUUGGAAGUGGAUGUAGAUCUGAAGUGGGUGUGGAUCUGAACUGGAGGUAGUGGACUGGAUUAUCAGCCAAAAGCCAGGUAAGGCUGGUCAGAGAUUUUUCUAAAAUUGCAAAUUUAAUAGUAUUGUUUGUAUAUUAUUUCUUUAAUUCUCACGAUGUUAUAAGUAAUUUCUCUGUUUAACCUGUACCCUUUUACUAGUAAGUUAGAAGGGAGAGUUGUUUGUGUUUACCUUCGUUUUGAUAGAUAGUGUUGUUGAAUUGUGAGGAGAAGCAUCGUCUUCGUAUGAAAAAAUUUUUUUUCCUCAAAAAUGUUUUAUUUUGCUAAAUCCUUUGGCCUCAAGAGUGACCAACAUCUAAUUUCUCCUUACAAUAUCAAUAAGCAUAAAAGAAAAACUAGUAUCCAGGCUGUUUGAGUUGAGGGAAUAGCGAGGAUAAUCUGUGAAGUUACCUUUUUCUCUCACGUACUUGUUAUUGAUAUCAUGAAAAUGAGGUUCUGGGAUCAUUUACAACCCAUCAAAUUACACUUGAAGUGUCGGAUAAUGAACGUCAGUUACUUCUGCUUAAAAAUGUGAAAGGAAAAAAGUGUAGAUGUGAUCACAUUUGGUGACUUAUCGUACAUCAUGAAUUUUAUAGAAUGUGAUGGUUUUUUUCCAGAACAGAGAUAAAGGCUGAGCAGGCCAAAUUUGUAUUUCUUUAGAGAUUUCGCGAAAAGUUAAAAAGGAAAAAUUCCGCGGUCUUUUAAAGGGCUCCUCGGUAGGUGUGAAAACAAAAUCAAACAAAAUAAAACAAAAAUAUUGAUCUAACCAGUUUCUUUCUUUUACAUUUCUCUUAAAUUCUUUUUGGUUGAAAAUUCAGUGAAAAACAACAUUAUCAUGUAUUUUUCACCUAUUAUCGCUAAGCUCACUGCUUGUGGUCCAGCGGAAAUGUUUUUAGAACUUUGCGGGUGGAGCUAAAAAUUGUUAAAAUUGUGUUAUUUUUUUUCCUACGAAAAAUAAUGUUCUUUGAUAGUUAUUGAUAGACAGUGGAAAUCACGGUUGACAUAUUGAAAUAAGCUUUAACCAAAGUGUGAAUUGACUAUUAAUACUAAGCCGAGUGCAGUCAAUUCGAAUGAAAUUUUACGAGUGGUCGUUUGUCGGAUUGCGGAAAUUUUUUUAAGAACUUUACACUUGAUGAGGGAGAGUUAGUAAUUAUUUUUUACAAAACUUGGGCUGUUACUCGACGAAUAAUUAUCAGAUCUCUCCGUUAAUGUAGGACAAAACAAAAAUGCUCAGGCCAGUGUUGUUGUUGCAUGACGUUUUGAUACAAUACAUUCAAUUUCAAAGCGGAAAGUCAGGUGUAGACUUGCUUAGGGUUAGUUCUCUUUAUUAAUUUGUUUGAGGUAUAAAUGAAAUUAUAUUCAAACAGUCGUCGCUGAAAAAAAGUUCACUUUCUGAAGUCAGAUUAAUUAGCGAAGUAUUGUAAAUGAUUAUUUCCUAUUCACAAUCGGAACACGAGUUCUGUAAGUCAUUCAUUCCUUUACGCGCCAAACGCGCCGCUUUCGCGGGCCAUGUUUGCCCAGACUUUUUUCAACUUCAACCAAGUUUUUCGAAUUUUUCCACGGGAGAAACUUUUAUCCCGAAUAAAACCUACCUUUAAUUCAAAUUUCAUGUAUACUGAACAAGGAAAUGUUUUAACACUCACCUAAUUACGUUGUUUUCUCUGCACUUUGUUCUUGUUUGGUAACAACAUCUCGACGUGGCGCUAGGAAACAGAGCAAUUAAUGUUUUUUCCCCAUGAACCUGGAAGAAAAAAAAGUAUUUUACACAAAGUUAAUAAAGAAAGUUGUUUGCUGCAUACUUCAAGACAAACAAACACUUACGAACGUAAUAUUUAAAUUUUACGGUUUGAAAGUACUCGGGACUUUCUCUACACCGCACGCGAACAAUAAUGUUGCCUCAGCGUUUGAAAAGUGGAAUGAAAAUGCUUAAACACAAACCUGUGAUUCUGUAUUUUCUGUCGCUUCUUUUAAACUUCCUGCUUAGGUUCCUGAUAGUUUAGUUCAGGCAGCAAAGGUGCGAGUAAGUGAGAGAUUUAAGUGCAGUAGAAUAUUGUGCCUUGAAUUGAUUUUCAGGGAGUGAAGUUUUUGAACUACGCGCUUUGUUUUCUCCCUAGAUCAUGUGAUCUACUUUUCAUCGCUGAUUGGCCUAUUUUGUCACUUCGACGCACGUGGUUUGAUUCCAAUUUCUGAUUGGCCACAAAUCUGACUUUGAUGAGGGUUGCUUAAAGUUAUGAGUAGGGCAUCGAACGCUUCCCCGAGAAACAUCAAGGCCAGUUUUCAAACUGUUUUUUUUUGGAAGGGAACAAGGGUAACCAGCACUUCCUUUAGCGGCAUCAUGGUUACUGG